UAAAAUUGAGAGUUGUUAUUAUUAAAGUAACAAUUUAUAGAAAGUUACUAGUUGUUUGUUGAUUUACUGCAUGUGGUAUCAACGGUUCCGUUCGUCGCUGUCCGUCGUGAUUCGGGAACGUCAGUGAACGAACAGCACAGUUCUAUUAGCAUAAUUGGCCCCCGAAACAAGUGCACACCGAACCCGAGCAAGCGACGUUUGUAGGAGGUAGGGCGCAGUGUAUCUACACCCCUGUUGCAGAAUUUUGCGCUACAAUUUGCACACGGGCCCCAGCCCAACUGGGUGCAACGGACGGACGCAACCCAGUCUAACGCCCAUAUCGGUGCGGUGUAAAAUAUUCGCUUUGAUUUGCGGUACAGUACGCGGGGGAACGAGACAACACACGGCAGUAUAGAGGAGGGACAGAACGCUCGGAUCGGAAGCUGCUGCCAUCCACCAUGGCAUCGUUCGACGUGUACGAUCGUUCGAGUUGGUACUUUGGGCCGAUGUCACGCCAGGACGCGACCGAUUUGCUGCUGAACGAACGUGAAAGUGGAGUGUUUCUGGUGCGCGACAGUACGACCAUCGUGGGUGAUUUUGUGCUGUGCGUCCGGGAAGAUUCGAAAGUGAGUCACUACAUUAUAAACAAAAUACCAUCGGGAGAAGAAUGCUUCGUGUACCGCAUCGGCGAUCAAACGUUCGCGGACUUGCCGGAUCUGUUGUCGUUUUACAAGCUGCACUAUCUUGACACGACACCGCUCCGGCGGCCAAUGAUACGCCGACUGGAGAAGGUAAUAGGCAAGUUCGAUUUCGACGGAAGCGAUCCGGAUGACUUGCCGUUCAAAAAGGGUGAAAUAUUGCACAUCAUCAGCAAGGACGAAGAACAGUGGUGGACGGCACGCAAUGGACAGGGCCAAACGGGCCAGAUACCGGUACCGUACGUGACACGAUACGAGGAAAACAUAAUCGAGCGGCCAAAUUCGGGUGGCGGUGGUGGUGGUGGUGCCGGUCCGGGUCACCACCAUCAUCAUCCGGCCGGUGGGCUACAUCAUUCGGAAAAUUCGAACAUUUUCAAAUCGAACCUUAACCGACAGCUGCCUGCACUGGCACGUGUCAAACAGGAACGUGUUCCAAAUGCGUACGACGAGACCGCGCUAAAGCUGAGCGUUGGCGACGUCAUUAAGGUGCUGAAAACGAACAUUAAUGGCCAGUGGGAGGGUGAGCUGAAGGGCAAAAUUGGACACUUUCCCUUCACCCAUGUGGAGUUUAUCGAUGAGUGAAUCGAUGGCCUGGUGAACGAUGGUGAUGAACACACCGUAUGGCAGAAAGGUUCCAUCCCUACCCGGCGAUGGUGAAUCAAUCGAGUUCACACAAGCUGCACACCGAAUGUGCUCUGUUUCGUUAACCGAUGGCGGGUAAUUUGCUAUUACUUUUAAUUCGGUUCUUGUUCUUUUUGGUAGCCCAAAACAACCGGUGCCCAGUUUGUGUUUUUGCGGAAUCGCAACGGAAUGAAAUUGUUCCGUAACUAUUCUGUGUUUUAUUCUGUGUAUGUGCGUGUACUGGUAGUAGAUUAUAUUUAACUGUACAGCCUAUAUUUAGUGCGUUCCGUUGUAAGCAAAAGUGUGUAGUAGAUGAUGUAGACGUGUACGUUCCGAGUCAUUCAGUUUAAGUGAUUUUAAAUACGAUUAGGCUUAUUAGGUUCGAUUUGCGUAGUGGCAAACAAUAAUUCCAGAUCAUUGGAGGAUCAUCAACAGAAAUCCCUCCGGGGUUCGAACGAGGUUUAGGAAGAGUAGUGUUAAGCAGAAUAGAAACGCGAAAUGGAGCACAUACAGGCACAUAAGGCACACUAAAAAAAAAAUGUUUAGCAACCCGCACGGCUACAAGAUGCAGCAUUAGGGACAGAAUCAGUUUUAUUUACUAGCUAUUACCAUAACGCAAGUGCCGCUUGUUGUGCUUAUUCCGUUAAGUAUCACUCGUAUCCGGUUAUUGGAGUGCUGUGUGUCGGGGUUUCGUGGGUAUGUAAACCACACGCCCCCUUGAAUGAGAAACAGUCAACAGGUUAAACAAGAAUGAAACUCUCUAGUAUGUAAGUGAUGAUUAGCGUACGUUUGUAGGUGCAUGGUAGGAAAGUUGAAGUAAAGUCAACCCACACGGAGAGUGAGUAUCCCCGGGUUGGCGAGCCUCUUUCAGGCUCUCACACACUGCUAGCGAUGAUCAUGACGAGACGAUGGCGAAAGAGCAUUAACAGGGAAGCAACCGUUCAAGCGGAAGAUCUCCAUAUGGGUCCAUCGAACGACCGCGCGUGUUUACCAAUCCAGUGUGGCUUCCAGAGGUAGCGUUACAUGGCAGGGAAGGUGUGGUCCACGCGCACGCGGACUAUUAAGGUUAGUUUACGUUUCAUAGCUUUUUUAUACCGACCAAGAAGUAGCGCGUAACGAGGAGUGACGAUUUCAGUAGGCAAACGGGCAAACCCAACCAAUACCAAUAGUAGAUAGGAGAUAGGAGCAAUGUUCUUCUUUCCUAGUGUGGUAAACGAUCCCACCCUUGCCUGGUACAAUCGUGUUGGUAUAUGUUUGGGGCUAACGAAUGGCAGGUAUCUGUUUGGUCUUUUAUGCUGAUAAAAUGGUACAGAAGGGUAAAUUAAGUAACAUUUUUUUCAUUUAUUUUACCCCUCUGUGCAUGAUCUCUAUGCUUUCAAGCGCACACAAAAAACCCACAAAUCGGUUCCGAUCGGAGAUGAUCUAGAAUUUUAUCAUUUCCCGAUUAGCUUGUGCGUGACGAUAUGUUUGUUUUGUUAAAUCUCUAAUCGCCCAGUCAACGAAGUUUCCGUAGAUUAGCAACGAUCGAAAGUAACCAAAAAACAGAAAAGAAAUCGAAAGCGGUGUUUGGAACGAACGCACAACACACUAGUGAGUCGUGAGUGAGAGAAACAAACCACCAAAAUCCCAACCCUAACACCCCCCCGAAGUAGUAGUGGUGGGCAACGGAGCCCCUAACCCGUGUGGUGGCUGUAACAAGAUGUAACACAAUUCUAAGGGAAUCACGAAACCGAAGCAAUUUAUUUUUAUAAUUAGAAAGCGUUAGUGAGUGAGUGAUGACAUUGGGAAGAAAGUGUAGAGACUUCUAUGCUAGGAUAUGAUGUAAAACGAACUGAAUGAACAGCAGGGUAGGAAAUGGGGGCACAGUGACCAGGGGAGGAGGGAAUAGUGUUUCGUGUUUCUUGUUUCGAGAAUGGAAGAACAGAAUACACCGCCUAAAUCGAGGAUUCGCACACUUCUCCCGGAAAGCCAAAUAUGAUACAGACUAUAAGACACCAAUAUAUACCAUGAAUGUGUCAAAAUGUGCAAUAAUAUAACCGGCAACUCGAAAAUCGAACCCCACAUCUCAUCCGCAACGAUGGAGAGAAUUGCGGAAUAAUGGAACGAUCGCGAAUCGAAGCAGGGCGAUCGAAUUGUUCUCGAGCCUGGAUUAAAAGGAAGCGCGCGUAGAUAGUAUACACCAAAAUAACAGUAAUGAUGAAACAUAUACACGAACCCCGGGUGGAAAUAGAAGAGGAAACAAUUAAAUCGAACACAAAAAAAAACUUUAUUUCGCUCCGUAAUAAAAAGGAUGAAAUGAGAGUUGAGGUUGAAGAUGAGAACAUGACUUAACCUAACCGGACCGCGAGAGAAACAAUCGCAAUAGAACAGAACGAACGUAUAUAUUUACUCCAAGCCAAGCCUCCCAGUUAUUUUGUUCUUCUUCUUCUCCUCUUCACCAGAGUAGUAGAUAUGGCAACAGAUAAACACAACACUCACACGCAAAAAAUGGCAAAAUAGACACAGGCAUAGCGCCACCCAAAAUCAAUAACAAGUAUCUGCAUCAACCAGAAGUGUAUCAAUAAGAAAAUUAAAGAGCGAAAAAGUCGUAAAAAAACACAUAAAUAAUCAAACAUAUUGUGAAACAAGCUAGCUUCAAACAAUAACAUAAAAUGGAACACAAAAAAGAUGAAAAAACCCCAAAAAAGAGACACAAUCUUCAAACGCAGUCAAGCGACGCUGCAAAUUUUGCAAACAAAAAAUACACAAAGCUACACACACAUACACACAAAUAUAUAUCUUACUGAUCAGUUUUGGGUUGUGUUUGCGAUAUGUAUAUGAAAUUAUAUAUUUAGCAUAUAAGCAAAGACGAGAAAGUCUCUCCUGUGAGUUAUGCUUAGCUGGUUGUAGAAGAAAAGAGGAAUGUUUAGAGGGCGCUUAGAGAAGUGAAAGUGAAAAUAAAAACGUCGAAGGCGGCAUAAGUAAUACCAGAACCAGGGAAAAACCUCGACAUUCUCGAACCCAGCAUGUAAUUUGUAUAAAAGAGGAACAAACAAAGCAAAAACGAGGAAAAAAACAGAAAAGCGAAAACAAAAAUAUAAAGUUCUGUAUUGUAUCUUUGCAAGUUGAAAUUGGUUUUUCUUUCACAUCCCCAACGGGACGUUUCGUAAUGGAGAACGGCUUGGCCAGUCACGUUUUUACAAUUUUACUUUUAUUAUGGGAGUUGUUUUUAUUUUUCACUUCACGUCUUUUCUAAUGGGUAGUUUUUGUGUGUGUUUCUCUUUUCUUUAUUUCUGUUUUCUAUGUCUUUCUUUCUUUCUUUCUUAUCUAGUUUUUUCCCUUCUUUGCUUUACAUCACGCUUU
This is a messenger RNA of Anopheles moucheti, 4640 nucleotides long. It is a transcript of the gene Crk, whose product is annotated as adapter molecule Crk. The transcript is spliced from 3 exons. The record is from RefSeq and is a predicted model, not a curated record. The coding region runs from base 438 to 1259 and encodes 273 amino acids. NCBI's taxonomy places the organism in Eukaryota, Metazoa, Arthropoda, Insecta, Diptera, Culicidae. Gene Ontology annotation, molecular function: protein binding.